Olea europaea var. sylvestris is the source of this 1328-nucleotide messenger RNA. RefSeq names its product 26S proteasome regulatory subunit 6B homolog. Lineage: Eukaryota; Viridiplantae; Streptophyta; Magnoliopsida; Lamiales; Oleaceae. Gene Ontology annotation, cellular component: proteasome regulatory particle, base subcomplex. The transcript has 6 exons. Gene Ontology annotation, biological process: proteasome-mediated ubiquitin-dependent protein catabolic process. The record is from RefSeq and is a predicted model, not a curated record. Gene Ontology annotation, molecular function: proteasome-activating activity; ATP binding; ATP hydrolysis activity. Bases 99 to 1328 code for a protein of 409 amino acids.
AGUACGGUUCCCUCUGCAACAAGUUAAAGGACAUACAGGCAGCAAAAAGAGAAGAGAACGAAAGUCUAAAGCGAAAAAGCAAAGAGCGAAAUUUGACAAUGGCCGCUUCCGCAAUGGUACUGGAUCCGAAACCCGUAUCCUCUUCUGACCCGCCGCCGGCAUUACCCGCUGUUGCCGCCUCUAAAUACACCGAAUCCUCCGAUGACGACGAUUUUUACGGCCGGCUCAAAUCCCUCCAGCGGCAAUUGGAGUUCAUCGACAUUCAAGAGGAAUACGUGAAGGAUGAAUUGAAAAACCUGAAGCGAGAGUUUCUUCGGGCUCAGGAGGAGGUCAAAAGGAUCCAGUCGGUGCCGCUGGUCAUUGGCCAGUUCAUGGAAAUGGUUGACCAGAACAACGGCAUCGUUGGGUCCACUACCGGGUCGAAUUAUUAUGUCCGCAUUCUAAGUACUAUUAAUCGCGAGCUCCUCAAGCCCGCCGCCUCCGUGGCUCUCCACCGCCACUCUAAUGCCCUCGUCGAUGUCUUGCCCCCUGAAGCUGACUCCAGUAUUUCGCUUCUCAGCCAAUCCGAGAAACCUGAUGUUACCUACAAUGAUAUUGGCGGAUGUGAUAUUCAGAAGCAGGAAAUUCGUGAAGCUGUUGAAUUACCACUUACGCACAAUGAACUGUACAAGCAGAUUGGUAUUGACCCUCCCCGUGGAGUGUUGCUUUAUGGUCCACCUGGUACAGGUAAAACCAUGCUUGCCAAGGCUGUGGCAAACCACACAACUGCAGCUUUCAUUAGGGUGGUGGGUUCAGAAUUUGUGCAGAAAUAUCUGGGUGAGGGUCCUAGAAUGGUCCGUGAUGUCUUUCGUCUGGCCAAAGAAAACGCUCCUGCAAUUAUCUUUAUUGAUGAAGUAGAUGCCAUUGCAACUGCUCGAUUUGAUGCCCAAACUGGAGCUGAUAGAGAGGUUCAAAGAAUACUCAUGGAACUUUUGAAUCAGAUGGAUGGAUUUGAUCAAACUGUAAAUGUGAAGGUCAUCAUGGCCACUAACCGCGCGGACACGUUAGACCCUGCACUUCUACGCCCUGGUAGACUUGAUCGUAAAAUUGAGUUCCCUUUGCCUGAUAGACGGCAGAAGAGGCUGGUUUUUCAGGUAUGCACGGCUAAGAUGAACUUGGGCGAUGAAGUUGAUUUAGAGGACUAUGUUUCUCGACCUGAUAAAAUAAGUGCUGCCGAGGUUUGUUUUCUUAACCACGUCUUUUAUAGGAGAUUGAAAUUUGACACUGUUCUUGAAUAUCGAAGCCUAGAACUGAAUUCCGAGCAGAAACAGCUGAAAUUUCUUUGGUAA